Hibiscus syriacus is the source of this 1984-nucleotide messenger RNA. RefSeq lists its product as uncharacterized. The record is from RefSeq and is a predicted model, not a curated record. The transcript has 9 exons. Lineage: Eukaryota; Viridiplantae; Streptophyta; Magnoliopsida; Malvales; Malvaceae. The coding region runs from base 100 to 1857 and encodes 585 amino acids.
UUUCAAAUCUGCUGCAAAAAGAGCGGAAGCAGCUCAGAUUUUCGAAAAUUUGAAACCCCCUCUCCCUCCAAGAUUUAUUUGGUUGGAUUUCGGAAACGGAUGGGAAGUAAGAAAGAUAAAGGUUUCUACCAUAGCCUUUCAAGAAAAGAGCUUCAAAGUUUAUGUAAGAAAUAUGAUCUGCCUGCUAACAGGUCGAGCUCGGAUAUGGCUAGAUCACUGGCCUCCUUUCUAGAGAACCAGAGAUUGAGUUCAAUGACUAGGAGGGAAAGAUUAUAUGAAAUUCAAGAGACUGGACUUCCAUUGUCCCUGCAACUCCCUUUCAAGGAUGCUGAUAAAGAUUUCUAUGGACUCAUCUCUUGUCCAGCAGGCAGUUGUAAUGGAGGGAAUUAUUCUCAAGCAGUUAAAAAUAAUGGAUUGGAUUGUUGUGCAGGGGAUAAAUUUUAUCAUAAGGAUGACUAUGGUGGUGAUUCUAUAUUCUUCCAGAAAACACAACAGCUUCAGUUUGUUACUCAGUCUAAUGAUAGUGGUUUAAAGAAUAAAGAGUUCCCAACUAUAUACUUCAACAGAAAUUGUUUGAGUCCUACAAGACAAGGGAAGAUGAAUGAUUUGCCUCAAAUUGGAAACAAAGAUGUGAAUGUUGGUGCAUGUUCUAAUGAGGCUGACUUUCAUUCCUCCAUAAACACUUCUACUGUUUCUUCCUCUUCUUUUCAGUUUCAUAACAUGUCCCAUAGCAGGUCUCAGAGUUUCCGUAAUGAGCUUGGGCACUUUGGGGAAAGUAGUAAGCAGUUGAAAAGUUCUUUUCAAUUGAAUGUAGAAACUGGGAGAAUAGCAGAUGGCCAUAUACACUCUGGAUUACCCCCAAGUUUGAUCAUAAAAGAACAUCAUGCAUUGCAGCUUGAUAAGUCAAAUGGAGAUGAAAGGCCCACAGACUCCACUGUAAUGACAUGCGCUGAAGCUGUGGAUGUGUCAGAGCACUUAGAAGGACAUCAAGGACUGCCCACAUUUAAAGCUCUUCCCAAUGUUCAAGAGGAAGUAAUUUCUUCUGGUGCAUCCUCUGCUAAAGAUGGAUGUUUGAUAACUCUUGAUUCAAAUGUUAGUUCUCCCAAGGAGACGUUAGCCAGUGAUGCUAUGUUAAAUAUAUCAGAUGGUGCACCAAAUCUUCUCAUAGUGAAGCAUAAGAAUUCUAAUCUUGAAAAUGAAAUAUGUGAUAAUUCUACCCUGCAAAAUGGUUGUAAUCCUGUGAGUUCUGGUGUAAUAGUUCCUGGAUUCAUGUCAGAUGAUUCAUUGCAGAUGCCAAUGCCCAAAGACGUGUCUCACCAAAAAAAGGCAUUGCAUUCACCUUGUGAAAAUGUUGAAUUUGGGAAUUUGGUUGAUCAAAAGCAUAAUACUUAUGCGGAACAAGGUGGAGUAGUAGGCUCAACUGGGCUUUGUCAAGAGAUAUAUAGGAAUCAGUUGCCGACAUUAGUCGAAGAACAGGAUAGGAGCAAAGUUAUUAAUUGGGGAGAGAGUUCGGAAUGCUCACAUGAUGAAUUAUUUGAAAAUUGUGGAGUGCUUGAUAAUCUCGAUUCUAAUGGGCUUGGGAAAAAGAGAGCAUAUAUAGAUGGCGAUCAGAAUGAUUGUGGCAUGCAUGAUGCCAAGGUUUUAAGAAGCAGAAAGCAUCCUAUUAGGAAGGUAGAUGAUCAAAAUGAUUGUAGCAUGCUUGAUGUCAAGGUUUUAAGAAGCGGAAAGCAGCCUAAUGGAAAGGUCGUUGGUGAUCAAAAUGAUUGUAGCAUGCAUGAUGCAAAGGUUUUAAGAAGCGGAAAGCAUCCUAUUAGGAAAGUUGUUCCUAGAAGAUCCAUGCGGCUGGUUUCCAAGUGAUUUACGAAGUCUGUGCCAGCGAAAUUCGAAAUAUUGAUUUCAGUUUUCCUUAGGAAUUCAUAUUGCAAAGUCAGGUAUUGUCUAGAGUAAGUGUUACAUAAUAAUUUUGCAUAAUAAUUUCAUUUGA